UCAGAACUCUAUUAUUCCAUCUCCAUCAUUAUUUGUUCUCUUUAUCGCUUAUAAAUUGCUUCAAACCCUUACACCAAUCUCACCACAUACCAACUUUCAAUAUACUUACUUACUUAGCUCUUAAGAUCACUCACUCUUCUUAGAGACCCAAAAAAGAAAAAAAACAGAGUAUAUUGAUAGAAAGUAGUCUCUUCCAACAAAAAAGAAAGAAAUGGCAAUUCAACCAAGUUUUCCCAUUGUUGACAUGGCAAAACUCAGCACUGAUGAGAGAAAAACAACCAUGGAGUUGAUCAACGACGCUUGUGAGAACUGGGGUUUCUUUGAGUUGAUGAACCACGGAAUAUCACGUGAACUGCUGGACACGGUUGAGAGGCUAACAAAGGAGCACUACAGACAGUGCAUGGAGCAAAGGUUUAAAGAUAUGGUGAAAAGCAAAGGCCUUGAGGCCGUACAGUCCGAGAUCGACGAUUUGGAUUGGGAAAGCACCUUCUUCUUACGCCAUCUUCCCACUUCAAACUUGUCCCAAAUCCCCGAUCUUGAUCAAAACUACAGGGAUGUGAUGAAAGAGUUUGCUGGAGAAAUAGAAAAACUAGCUGAGCAACUUCUGGAUUUGUUGUGUGAGAAUCUUGGGCUUGAAAAAGGCUACCUCAAAAAUGCAUUUUACGGAUCCAAAGGCCCAACUUUCGGAACUAAGGUCAGCAACUACCCACCCUGCCCAAAACCCGAACUUAUUAAGGGCCUCCGGGCCCACACCGACGCCGGAGGUCUCAUACUUCUCUUCCAAGACGACAAGGUCAGUGGUCUUCAGCUCCUUAAGGAUGGUGAAUGGAUUGAUGUUCCUCCCAUGAGACACUCCAUUGUUAUCAACCUUGGUGACCAACUUGAGGUAAUCACGAACGGAAAAUACAAGAGCGUUAUGCACCGUGUGAUAGCUCAAUCUGACGGUAACAGAAUGUCAAUAGCAUCUUUCUAUAACCCUGGAAGUGACGCCGUUAUCUUUCCAGCGCCGGCAUUGUUGGAAGAAGCUGCAGCCAAUGAGGGCCAGAGCGAAAGCCGAGCCAUUGUGUACCCAAAGUUUGUGUUUGAGGACUACAUGAAGCUAUACGCUGGGCUGAAAUUCCAAGCUAAGGAGCCAAGGUUUGAAGCCAUGAAGGCCAUGGAAACCACCGUCAAUGUGGGCCCUAUCGCAAUUGUUUGAGAUUGUAGGAACAAUUAUUAAAAAACGACAGCAAAAACAGAUCAUGGGAUUUAGUUAAAUUAUUAGUUUGCGUCGUAUAUAUAUGUACUCUCUGUGUCUUGUUAUUAAUUAGUUUAUGUUUUAUUAAGGAAUAUAUAUGGGUGUUUGUUUGUUCUAUGAUGUUCUUGUAAGUCAUAAUAGUAACUUCUAUAUUAUAUUAUAAUAUAAGCUUAAGUUGUAUGAAGUAAAUAAUAAUAAUAAUAUUAAUCUAUAGUAAUAGUUCGUGUUGUGUGUUUA
Molecule: messenger RNA, 1474 nt
Organism: Cannabis sativa
Lineage: Eukaryota; Viridiplantae; Streptophyta; Magnoliopsida; Rosales; Cannabaceae
Product: 1-aminocyclopropane-1-carboxylate oxidase
Exons: 4
Coding region: 212-1198 (328 amino acids)
Source: RefSeq, a predicted model, not a curated record